AUGAGCACUAAAGUCGUCUGCUUCGACGACAAUGUUAUCGGUCGUAGCGCAGUUGCGCAGUCCGCGCAGCAAGACUACGAAAUGUACAAGAUACAUCGAGAAGGCGAAAAGGAAAAGGAGAAAUUAAAGGAUAAGAAAGGUGAUAAGAAGAACGAUAAACUAACGAAUAUUGAUGAAGAUGAUGAACAAGCGAAGGUCACAGUUGUUCCAAUCGAGGACAACGAAGAAAACCGACGAUUGGAGCGCAAAAAACGAUCACAAGAGGAUAUGGUCGCGGAUUUUGUGAAGAUUCUCGAACAAAUGAUGAACCCGCGUCAAGCUGUCACGUCGUUCGUAUCGGCGGCAACAGGAUUGGCAGCAAUUACCGUCGGAGCAGUAUACGUGAAUCGGGUUCCAGAAUCAGCUAUCAACGCAAAGAAGCUUGUUGUCAUUCUAAUCAUAUAUGGUGUGCUACAAAUCUUGUUAGCUACCGCAUUUUUCGUCACAUGCAUGCAAACGUCAAUCGCUGUUUCCAAAGGUGUCAAGAAUGCGUUUCAAAUCGUUGUUGGUCUGAUGGUGGCACUUGUUUACGUUGGAAUAUCGCUGGUCUCCAUGGUUGUUGGGGUGUAUGGUUUCUACAAAACGUUGGCACUGGUUAGCUAUGUCGAAUACGUGGAUACGAAAUCUUUGACGUAUUGUCCGCAGGCUCUUUUCUACACAUCACUUAUUGUUUUCAUACUACACAUCAUUCUUAUAGUCACUAAAUGUUGUUGUUGUAAAUAA
Molecule: messenger RNA, 762 nt
Organism: Necator americanus (New World hookworm)
Lineage: Eukaryota; Metazoa; Nematoda; Chromadorea; Rhabditida; Ancylostomatidae
Exons: 8
Coding region: 1-762 (253 amino acids)
Source: RefSeq, a predicted model, not a curated record